UGUGUUGGUGUUUUGGUGCAAGACUCGGGCGGGUGUCCGUUGCUGGACAAGAGCUGUGUAUCGCGAUUGAUAUCUAUGUCAAAAGAUAAAAAAGGACAAUAAAAAUCGAGGAAAAGAAGUCCAUUCGUGAUGUAACUGAGUGUUGUUGCGGCCUGUUUUGAAGUGAUGUCUUUCGUACGUUUGUUUGUUACAUAAAAAGUUUAACAGCUCGAAUAAAUGCACAAGUGACAGAACGUGGCACGCAGGACGGAUCGCCUCCAUGACAAUAGCAGACUUAUAAGAUAUCCGGAAAGCAAAAAUGACUGAAGGCGAGGCAAAGGAAAGAAGAGAAAAGGAUGAAAAACUAGAGAGCUCGAACAGAGAGUGGGGAGGCGCGUGCCAUGACGAGGCUGCUGCGGCCCCCCGCGAAGAGGAGGCUGCCGUCCCAAGCAGCGAGGACGGCGGCGGAGAAGACGGACGGGAGGACGGCGACGCACACGAGGCGGUCGGGCUAAGUGGAGUGACAGACGGAGAAAGGAAUGGGAGUGGCAGAAUGUGUGAAAGCAGGGGAGAAGAGGCAGACGGAGAAACCAGAAGGAACAGGAAGCCAGAAGUCGGCGGAACCGAAGGGACUGAGUCGGAAGGCGAGGCGCAGGGCGAGCGGGAAGGAAACCCACCAGCCGACGGUGGCUGCAGCAGCACCGCAGUGGCCGUGGAGGAAGGAGUAUUCGGCGAUAUGACUCUGAACUUCAUUACGGGCAUGUCUGUCAUGAGGAACCUCUUCGCGUCCCUCAGCGACAUCCCGGAGGACUCGAACAGUUCCUCGUCGAACCUUUUGCCUUCCUUGUCUCUCCCUACCACUUGUAACGACUUCUCCCCCUUAUCCCUCCCCAGCCCAGUGACCGUCACUUCUCCCUUGUCCCUCCCCACCACGUACGUCGCCCCUCUCUCUGCUGUUUCCCCAGCCGCGCCCUCCACCUCCUGGAGCUCGCGCGUGCGACAACUGGUGAGGAAGUUCAGCGUGGGCGGCGGGGUCGGGCUGCUGGACAACGCGGGCCGAUUCCUCAACCGAUUCGUGCUCAGGAAAAGCAAGAGCCUCCCCGGCGCUCCGGUCUUCUACUACGAGAGCGAGGGUGAAGAGAAGGGAUGCGAAGUGUUCGAGACCGGAACGGAUAC
Penaeus monodon (black tiger shrimp) is the source of this 1155-nucleotide messenger RNA. RefSeq lists its product as uncharacterized. The record is from RefSeq and is a predicted model, not a curated record. NCBI's taxonomy places the organism in Eukaryota, Metazoa, Arthropoda, Malacostraca, Decapoda, Penaeidae.